Cyclocybe aegerita is the source of this 1029-nucleotide messenger RNA. The record is from the annotation of a GenBank genome assembly. NCBI's taxonomy places the organism in Eukaryota, Fungi, Basidiomycota, Agaricomycetes, Agaricales, Hemipholiotaceae.
AUGGCAGAACAAUCUACAAGCAAUGUAACCGUCGGCAUAAUGCCGAAUGGAACCUCCAGCUCUCCACUUGUGACUCGAUCACGAUUUUGGUUCGACGACGGCAACAUCGUUCUUCAGGCUGAAAGCACGCAGUUCAAGCUGCAUCGCUCUGUUCUGGCGAGCCAAUCUCCUGUGUUUAGAGAUAUUUUCUCGAUACCGCAACCAACCGACUCCAACGAGGCCACUGUCGACGGAUGUCCGGUCGUUCACCUUCAAGACUCGGAGGAGGACAUUGAGAAUCUUUGUGGCCUUCUUUACGACACUUUGCGGAUACAUACGUUCAAAAAGAAGAUGGAGCUCUCCCACAUUGGCACCAUGCUACGGCUCGGACGAAAGUAUCGCUUCAAGCACUUCCGGAGCGAAGCGCUGCAUCUCCUAGAACACGAGUUCCCUUCAGACCUUGCGGAGUCAGAUGCCAACGCAGCUGACUACCAGUAUAUCGCAAGCACCACCGGCAUUCUAUUCGAAGUCGCCUAUCUCGCCCACGAGAAUUGUAUCAAGUCCGUCCUUCCCGGUGUAUACGUCCUAAUUUGCUUGAAUCAUUCCCCUCAAGCAAUGAAAGAAGGCUUCGACCUCCACCGCGAAAAAUACGGCCACUUUUUGCGCACCGAAGAGCCUCUCUCUUGCCUCCUCGGGCGGGAACACAUCCACCGCGCCGUGUCCCAAAAGACCCUCGCGUGGCUGUACGACGGCUCUAUCCCCUGCUCCAAAUGUGUCAACGUUGCCGCUUGCAACCUUGCGCGCACAAACCACGUCCUGGACAUAAUGAAACGCAGUAUCCAGUCCGCGAUACGUUUUUUUGCUGAUACCUGGCUCCAAAACAAGCUCAGCGCGGGGUUGUGCACAAGUUGCUCUGGAGUCGCAAUGUAUGCGUAUAACACCGCUCGAGAGGAAGUCUGGCACUCCUUACCAGAGUAUUUUGGGCUCAACGCACCUAUUUGGGACGGGGACGAUGUUGACGAUGAGGAGGAAAAGGAAGAUAUGGACUAG